Messenger RNA from Arabidopsis arenosa, 2033 nucleotides. The record is from the annotation of a GenBank genome assembly. NCBI's taxonomy places the organism in Eukaryota, Viridiplantae, Streptophyta, Magnoliopsida, Brassicales, Brassicaceae.
GUCGUUUUCGAUUUUCCUUUGAUUCGCCGGAGAAAUAGCAUUUCCGGCCAUGAAAACCUCUCUCCGACGGUUACGAGGGGUGCUUCAUAAGCAUGAAUCUAAAGACCGGAGAGAUCUUCGAGCUCUGGUUCAGAAAGACGAGCUUGCCCAAGCUUCGCAGGACGUAGAAGACAUGAGAGAUUGCUAUGAUAGCUUGCUCAAUGCCGCUGCUGCUACUGCCAAUAGUGCAUAUGAAUUUUCUGAAUCUUUGCGAGAACUAGGUGCUUGCCUUCUUGAGAAAACUGCGCUAAAUGAUGAUGAAGAAAGUGGUAGAGUGUUGAUUAUGCUGGGAAAAUUGCAGUUUGAAUUGCAAAAACUUGUUGAUAAAUAUCGGUCUCAUAUUUUCCAAACAAUUACAAUCCCCUCAGAGUCACUUCUAAAUGAACUCCGCAUAGUUGAGGAGAUGCAGCGGCUUUGUGAUGAUAAAAGGAAUGUUUAUGAAGGCAUGCUUACAAGACAAAGAGAGAAAGGGAGAUCAAAGGGUGGGAAAGGAGAAACUUUUUCGACACAGCAACUACAAGAAGCUCAUGAUGAAUAUGAAAACGAGACGACUUUAUUUGUUUUCCGUUUAAAAUCCCUGAAACAAGGGCAAACACGUAGUCUUUUGACUCAGGCAGCACGGCACCACGCAGCACAGUUAUGCUUCUUCAAGAAGGCUCUUAAUUCCCUUGAGGAAGUGGACCCACAUGUACAGAUGGUAACCGAGUCACAGCAUAUUGAUUACCAUUUCAGCGGAUUAGAAGAUGAUGAUGGGGAUGAUGAAAUAGAAAACAAUGAGAACGAUGGUUCUGAGGUGCAUGAUGAUGGAGAGUUGAGUUUUGAAUAUAGAGUUAAUGACAAGGACCAAGAUGCGGAUUCUUCAGUUGGUGGCUCCUCAGAGUUGGGUAACUCAGACAUCACAUUUCCACAAAUUGCAGGACCAUAUACUGCACAGGAAAAUGAGCAAGGAAACUACAGGAAAUCUCAUUCGUUUAGGAGAGAUGUUAGGGCAGUGAGCCAAUCAGCACCGCUUUUUCCCGAGAAUCGCACAACUCCUCCUUCAGAGAAGCUGUUACGGAUGCGAUCAACUCUGACACGGAAAUUCAACACUUAUGCAUUGCCAACACCUGUGGAAACAACGAGAAGUCCCUCAUCUACUACAAGUCCAGUUAACAAAAACGUGGGGUCAUCUAAUCCUACAAAGGCAAUUACAAAACAGAUUUGGUAUUCAUCCCCACUGGAAACUCGUGGACCUGCAAAGGUUUCAACAAGAUCAAUGGUAGCCUUGAAAGAACAAGUCCUGAGAGAGAGUAACAAGAAUACAUCUCGGUUGCCUCCGCCUUUAGCAGAUGGACUCUUGUUCUCUCGUCUCGGUACGCUUAAGAGACGAUCCUUCUCUGGUCCACUGACAAGUAAACCAUUACCUAACAAGCCUCUCUCUACAACAUCUCACUUAUACUCUGGUCCGAUCCCAAGGAAUCCAGUUUCCAAGCUGCCAAAGGUGUCAUCAUCUCCAACUGCUUCCCCUACAUUUGUCUCAACCCCAAGAAUAAGUGAACUCCAUGAGCUUCCUAGACCACCACCAAGAAGCUCUACAAAGUCCUCUAGGGAAUUGGGAUAUUCAGCUCCCUUGGUUUCGAAGAGCCAAUUGCUUAGUAAACCUCUUAUUACAAAUUCAGCUUCUCCUCUCCCUAUACCACCUGCAAUCACUCGUAGCUUCUCUAUACCUACUAGCAACCUUAGGGCGUCAGAUUUAGAUAUGUCUAAGACAAGUCUGGUCACUAAAAAGUUAGGCACUGCCUCGCCUCCUUUAACCCCAAUGUCAUUGAUCCAUCCACCGCCACAGGCUCUUCCAGAGCGUGCAGACCACCUAAUGAUGUCCAAAGAAGAGAGGAGGAUUUAAGAUGUAAGAUGUUUGUAGCUGCCUAAAAACUGUAGGAGGAAGGCAUUCCCUAUAGUUGCAGAUAUAUGUAAAUAUCCUCCCAUUUUUAGUUUCACCGAUGAUCUUAGUUUUU